AUGUCGGCAUGGGCAGAUGAGAUUGACUCCAUCUCUAUGGAUGAGGAAUACGAAGAGAAGGAUGUGAUGAUGGAGAAGCAGGCGGAGGAUCUCACAAGGAUGGCAUGGGAAAACGCCAAGACAGUGGUGGAGACCAUCACCGACAGCGAGAACAAACGGUAUGAGAUUGUGAAGAAGGUGCGCACAUACCAUGUCGAUCGCCCUGCGACGGUGGUAGACAUCCGUGCCCGCUGGCGUCGUUUUGGUAAAGACGACGACAAUCAACAGGAUCUCGUUUCGCGGGACCCGCCCAUUGUGCUAGAGCUAGGCGACAUUGACCCGCUGGAGCGAGUGGCGCGUGAUGAGGUGGUGCGCAUCAUGAACGAAGUGGAGAGACUGAAGAUUGACGUGACGGACCCGCGACUGGCGCGCUUCGCCAAACUGAAGGAGGAACAGGAACGGGCCGCCCAGCAGGAGGCCGCCCCAGCGGAUCACGGAAAGGAGCGUACAUGGGCCGCGGCAAGAGGCGAAAAGACUGUUGGACUCCGAAAGGAGGAUACCGACCGUCGUCUUCGUAUUACCAACAUUUCGGAUGACAUCACGAAGGAUGAGCUGUAUAAUAUCUUUGACACAGAUGAGUACAGAAUUGAGAGGUUGUUCCUUCCAACAGAUUCUGCAACGGGUAAUUACAGAGGAUUUGCUUUCAUUACAUUCGAGAGUUCCGAACAGGCUGAGCGUUGUCUCAAGAAAACUAAGGGUACUGCGCGCUUUAAGAAUACGGUGAUGCGCAUUGUACGAGCCCUACCAGAGGGUGAGCAGAGGCGUCAUUGA
Molecule: messenger RNA, 810 nt
Organism: Trypanosoma theileri
Lineage: Eukaryota; Euglenozoa; Kinetoplastea; Trypanosomatida; Trypanosomatidae
Product: RNA-binding protein
Exons: 1
Coding region: 1-810 (269 amino acids)
Cellular component (GO): eukaryotic translation initiation factor 3 complex; cytoplasm
Molecular function (GO): RNA binding; translation initiation factor activity
Source: RefSeq, a predicted model, not a curated record